This is a messenger RNA of Gasterosteus aculeatus aculeatus (three-spined stickleback), 1573 nucleotides long. RefSeq names its product FA core complex associated protein 24 (gene faap24). Gene Ontology annotation, cellular component: Fanconi anaemia nuclear complex. Gene Ontology annotation, biological process: interstrand cross-link repair. The record is from RefSeq and is a predicted model, not a curated record. Gene Ontology annotation, molecular function: chromatin binding. NCBI's taxonomy places the organism in Eukaryota, Metazoa, Chordata, Actinopteri, Perciformes, Gasterosteidae.
CAGACGAAGAAGAGAUUUGGCCGUUUGGGAGACAAUACAGGCAACAGAACGAGGCAUUUGUGACGUGAGCGCCAUGGGUUUGUGUGCUUUUAUAUCUAAUCGUAGCGUCACUAUUUGACCUUUUAUAUUUAACCCCAUGGAGACCAAAGCGGUGCUGAAUGCGGUUCCUCCGUACGGACACGUUUUUGCCACCGAGAAAUGGAGAAACUCGCCCCUCAUUCAGAGCUUAAAGGGCGGCGGCGUGAGGAUCCUCUUCGAGGACGAGCUCGGCUUGGCAGAUUUCCACCUGCCCAACAAGAGCUGCGUGCUGUACGUGUCCGAGUGCGACGUGGUGGCUGGAAACGGCUACAAGAGGAAAUUGGUCCGCUACAGAAAUACCAGCAGCCACGGCUUCCAGGAGCUGGUUCUGGUGGAGAAAACCCGACUGAGUGAGCAGUACUUCGGCGCCAUGCAGAAGUUGGUGGUGUUUGACCUCGGCCUGACCCUGUUGCCAGUCGGCGGGCAGGCCGAGGCCUCGCAGCUCAUCGCGCAGAUCGUCCAUGGGGUCGGCAGAGAGAACCCCUUCAGGAGGAGGACCUCGUCCCGGCUGUUGGACCCGCUGGUCCUGGCUCUGGUGCAGCAUGUCCCCGGGGUCGGCCGGGUCAAAGCUCUGGCCCUCCUGGAGCGGUUCUCCAGCAUCCAGCAGCUCUGCAACGCCGCCCCCGCCCAGCUAGAGCCCAUCGUGGGUCAGGCUGCGGCUCAGCAGAUCCACGGCUUCUUCCACAAAGACACUGCUGCUGGAACCUGAUGGUUCAACUCCGGGUCCUUAUUCCACCAGGGGCGUUUGGGGGAAAUGACGUGGAUGCACCUCGGCACUCAAACAAGUCCAAGUUUGGUUUGUUUCUGCAGGUGUUUGAACUACAAGAAGCUAAAUGUGUCUACUGUUGACUGCAGGAAGCCCAUGAGCCCGAUUACAACACAGACGUGGUCUCAGAGAUGACAGAGCCACGUAGUCUGGAUAUAAGAAGUGGAGUUUUGACUUUUUAAGUCUAAAGUUUGGUAUUUUAGUCAAAAGUCGGCAUCUUUAAUUCUGUUUUUACUUAACAAAUAGGUAACAGUGAGCACAGGAGGAGGCGCGUAGAGGAUUCACUGUUCAUUUAUUCAGACCACAGAGGUUGUUUUGUUGCCAUAUAAACAUGUUUAUUUCUGCUGUAACGUUGUUCAUUUUAACAUGGAGGUCAAGGGGAAUUGAGCAGAUCAGAUUUAGGAAUAAUACAACAUGUUUAAGCCUGGGCUUUAAAGAGUUAAUAGCAAAUUUGUGUUAGUUAAUUGUUUUAUUAUCUUUAUGUUAAUGUUGCAGCUGAGAUCAAGUCCUAUCAAUGCAAACACUGAACAUCAAGAUAUUAAAGUCCUCUCUGCUGCUGCUGUUGUGUUGUAACAAAUAGCAAAUGUGACGCAUGAGCGAAAAACAGAGAAAAAAAAGUUAAUCAUCAUAAUCAUAAAAACACCAAUGGAAACACUGAGCAAUACAUACUCACUUAUUUCAAGAAAUGAUUGAGAAUCUUUCUGUGAGAAAUUAAAAGGUUCCUCUCUG